Acanthosepion pharaonis is the source of this 783-nucleotide messenger RNA. The record is from the annotation of a GenBank genome assembly. Lineage: Eukaryota; Metazoa; Mollusca; Cephalopoda; Sepiida; Sepiidae.
AUGAACGCUUACGCCGUUUACCAACUUCGUUUAUCUGUUUGUUUUAUAGAUUUUCCUGCAUCUCUGAUAUACUUCUGCUCUUUUUCACUCUCUCUAUUUGUCCCUCUUUUUCACUCUCCGUAUCUGCCCCUCUUUUUCACUCUCCGUAUCUGCCCCUCUUUUUCACUCUCCGUAUCUGCCCCUCUUUUUCAAUCUCUGUAUCUACCCCUCUUUUUCACUCUCUGUAUCUGCCCCUCUUUUUCACUCUUUGUAUCUGCCCCUCUUUUUCACUCUCUGUAUCUGCCCCUCUUUUUCACUCCUUCUAUCUGUCCCUCUCUUUCGCUCUCUGUAUCAACCCCUCUUUUUAACUCUCUGUAUCUGCCUCUCUUUUUCACUCUCUGUAUCUGCCCCUCUUUUUCACUCUCUCUAUCUGUCCCUCUCUUUCGCUCUCUGUAUCAACCCCUCUUUUUCUAUUUCUAUAUCUGCCCCUCUUUUUCACUCUCUGUAUCUGCCCCUCUUUUUCGCUCUCUGUAUCUACCCCUCUUUUUCGCUCUCUGUAUCUACCCCUCUUUUUCACUCUCUGUAUCUACCCCUCUCUUUCGCUCUCUGUAUUUGCCCCUCUUUUUCACUCUCUGUAUCUACCCCUCUUUUUCACCCUCUGUAUCUACACAUCUUUUUCACCCUCUGUAUCUACCCCUCUUUUUCACUCUCUGUAUCUGCCCCUCUUUUUCACUCUCUGUAUCUACCCCUCUCUUUCACUCUCUGUAUCUCUCCCUCUUUUUGCAUUAUACUUUUAGUUAUUGA